Messenger RNA from Trichomycterus rosablanca, 2003 nucleotides. RefSeq names its product CD82 molecule a (gene cd82a). The transcript is spliced from 10 exons. Bases 180 to 947 code for a protein of 255 amino acids. The record is from RefSeq and is a predicted model, not a curated record. NCBI's taxonomy places the organism in Eukaryota, Metazoa, Chordata, Actinopteri, Siluriformes, Trichomycteridae. Gene Ontology annotation, cellular component: plasma membrane.
UUCUUUUAAACUGAACUUCAUUAGUUUCGCACCAUUCAGUCACUAGCUCAGACUGCUUCUGCUACAAAGAGAGACUGACAGCUGCCGCUGGAAAAAACAACACCAACAACAACAUCAACACCAAGAACAAACAUCUGAGAAAUAUCUGGGGCUAGACGGAUUGUAGUUACAGAGUCAACAUGGGGAAAGGUUGCAUUACAGCCACCAAAUACUUUCUGUUUCUCUUCAACAUCCUCUUCUUUAUCUUUGGAGGCCUGAUUAUGGGCUUUGGACUCUGGAUGCUCCUGGACAGUCAGAGUUUCAUUACAGUCUUGCAGGACUCGUCUACUACGCUAAAGGUGAGCGCCUACAUUUUAAUUGGUGUGGGUUCCUUCACCAUGCUGUUGGGCUUCCUUGGCUGUCUUGGAGCAAUCUACGAGAUCCGCUGCCUACUUGGACUUUACUUCACUUGCCUGCUCCUCAUCCUUCUCACUCAGGUGGCUGCGGCUGUCCUCAUUUAUUUCCAGCGUGAAGCGCUGAGGCUCGAGACAUCCAAAAUCAUGACUGAAUUAGUGAAAGGCUACAGUGGAAAGAACACGACUACAGAGAAGGCCUGGGACUACAUUCAGGGGACUAUGAAGUGCUGCGGCUGGAAUAGCUCAGAGAACUGGGAUAAGAACGCUGUUAUUGUAAACAGCUCUCUUACGUUGUACCCAUGCUCCUGCCGCAACACCUCUGGAGGAAACACCAUAGAUGGCGGCUUCUGCGCGGUGGAGCCUUCCGUUGUUUUGCCUAUAUAUGAAACGGGCUGCAUGUCUGCUGUGGAGACCUGGCUCUUCACUAACUAUGGAGUCAUUCUUGGAAUCUGCUUGGGGGUGUCUGUAAUUGAGCUGCUCGCAAUGAUCCUGUCCAUGGGCUUGUGUAAGAGCGUACACCAAGAGGACUACACAAAAGUGCCAAAGUAUUGAGCAGGAUGUUCACUCCCAUCUUGCCCAUAAAUGUUGACCCUGUUUCUAGCUUUUUUUGGUUAAAAAAGAAACAAACGUACAACAUGAACCAAAUAAACAAACAAAGCUUUAUUCUGGUUGAAAAAUUACAUGAAUAUGGUCCCACUAUUGUGACCUAUCUGCAAAACUAAUUGAAUCCUGUGGAGAGUGUGACUCUGUACAGCUUUUUUAAUUCCACAAUAUGCCAUUUUAGAAUGAGGUUAGGUAAAAUGUGCACUUUCCAGUUUGUUAUUCUUAAAAAGAUCAUUGUUUUAGUGCCAUUUUUAUUAAUAUUGUGACAAAAAUGCCCACAUGAAGGAAUGAAACGCUAAAGACACUCAUGAUUUGUGUUGUAUUACAGUGCCACUCUGACACCGAGAUGUCUUAGUGUGUUUUUAAAUUCACCCUCAGUUCUCUCUCUCUUUUUUUUUUUUUUUAAAGUUUAUUCAGAUGUCUUUUGUUGUGUUUCAUUUUUCUUAGUUUGUAUAUAAUUUUAGCUCAGCAUUUUGCAAUGACACAGGCUUUGCUUCUUGUAUUUUAUGUGUACAGUGACAUGUUUUUUAAAUUCUUGUUGGCAUUGCUAAGUAUUAUUUGAACAGUUCUCCCCCAAAGCUGAAUGCAACCUGGAUUUUCAUAUUGUUCAUAUCAUUUAAUUCUAAUUUACCCACUUUUAAAAAAAGUCUUAUUUGGAGUUGUAUGAAUGAUCUUUUAAGAUUAAUCCUUUUCUUGUAAUUGUAUGUUGAUCUUUAUAUAUGCUCUCUGCCAAUGUUUAAAAAAAAUUGCCUACUUAAAUUUUCUCAAAAGGAUAUUUUAUAUUCUUUUAAUUUGCCCUUGGAUAUUUGAAAAAAGAAAAUGAUUUUGACAACAAUCUGGCAUCCCACAUUUUGUUUGUAAUAGAGGAGAUUGUCCUGAUAAAGUAAAUAAGUGAAUUGAUUGUCUUUAUUAUGGUACGAGUAAAUACCAGUCUUUGAAUUUUUUUUUUAAUUUUUUUUUUUUUUUAAUUGUUAAAAUCUGUUACAAUAAAGUGAACUCACCCUU